Messenger RNA from Raphanus sativus (radish), 1500 nucleotides. Its product is annotated as WAT1-related protein At1g70260. Gene Ontology annotation, molecular function: transmembrane transporter activity. The transcript has 7 exons. The coding region runs from base 166 to 1287 and encodes 373 amino acids. The record is from RefSeq and is a predicted model, not a curated record. Lineage: Eukaryota; Viridiplantae; Streptophyta; Magnoliopsida; Brassicales; Brassicaceae. Gene Ontology annotation, cellular component: plasma membrane.
CCGUAUCCUCUUCAAUAGGAUUGAAGAUCUUCUUCACCUCUCUUCCUCUCUCUCUCCUCUCCCUCUCCCUCUUCCUCUCUCUCCAAAUCUAUCUAUAUUUGCCGAGAUUCCUGGAGCUAGGAAACACCGUGCCGUUUAUUUUUUCAAAAGUAUAGAAAGAGAGAGAUGGAAGUUAAGGUUAGAGAGUUUGUGCCGUUUGUGGCAAUGGUGAUAAUGGAGGCAUGCACGAUUGCUCUUACAAUAUUGGCCAAAACGGCUUUAACGGGAGGGAUGAGUCCUUUUGUGUUCGUUGUUUACACAAACGCUUUAGGAUCUAUUCUUCUUCUUCCCUUUUCUUUCUUCUUCCACAGAAAUGACAGAACUGAAGAAUCUAUCUUUUCGUGGCCACUCCUCGUUCGUGUUUUCUUUUUAGGCUUCACCGGGAUAUUUCUAUUCCAAAACUUAGCAUUUGUGGGACUAAGCUUCAGCUCACCUAUAGUGGUAUGUGCAAUGGGAUUACUCAUUCCUUCAUUCUCCUUCUUGCUCAAUCUUAUCCUCGGAAGGAGCAAGUUAAAUUGGAGAAACAUGAGCACGAGGGCUAAAGUUAUGGGAACAAUAAUCUCAUUAAGCGGAGCAUUCGCUGAAGAAUUGUACAAAGGUCCCUUCGUAAGACCAGCGUCGUCUUCUUCCCCAACUCGUCUUCUCAAAUCAAUCCCUAAACUAUUGGUCUACUACAACAUCCCUGACAACUGGUUCCUCGGCUGUAUCUUUUUGGCUGCCGCUGUUUUUUCUGUCUCCCUAUUCAAUGUUAUUCAGACAGGGACGGUCAAAAAGUAUCCACACGUAAUGAAAGUGGCUUCGCUUUACAGCAUAGUUGGGACGAUCCAAUGCCUAAUCUUUUCGCUGUUCAUGGAAAGAGACCUAAGUGCAUGGAAGAUCGAACCUAACUUCGAUCUUUGCCUCAUUAUUGCCACGGGAAUCUUCGGAAGUGUAAUACGGACAAGCGUACAAGUAAAGUGUACCCAAAUGAAAGGACCAUAUUACGUGCCAUUAUUCAAGCCCUUUGGCAUAUUUUGGGCAACACUCUUUGGCACCAGCUUCUUCGUCAACAGUCUUCACUAUGGCAGUGUGUUAGGCGCAGCCAUAGGUGGCGUUGGAUAUUACACAGUUUCUUGGGGACAACUGAGGGAAACAGAAGAAAAACAAAAUCCAAAAGAAGAAAGAAAGCCCAUCAAAACUAUUCAUCAUUGCGAGGAAGAUGAAUACAAAGUUCCAUUGCUUAUUAAUCAGGAAGAAAGUCCUGUCUGAAUAAGAAAAGGAGGGUCGAUCGUUUAAAUAUUUGCUUGCCCUCUUUCUUUCUAUGUGGCGUAAAUAAGAAGAAAUGCGUGUGAGAGUGUGUUUAUAUAAGUCGUCAGUGUCAAUGGGAGAUUGCUGAAGUAGGCUUUUUGGUCCGAAACGCAAAACCCCCCAAUGUACCAAUGUAAAUACAUGUUUGGAUAUCUAGAGCACUCUAUUAGAGCA